AUGGUCGGCCACGGCUGUCGUAUUUUUGCCGUCAGUACUCGUACCACCCCGGCUAACAAAGAACAGAGGGAGAGGAAUCGUGUGUGUCUGUAUGUAUGUGCGAACGGGGAUCCACCCACGGGAAUGACUGACCUUUAUUGGGGUAAAAAAUGCGAUUGCUGGCCGUCGGCUUCUCUUACACCUACACACAGGCGCGCGCGGAGUAGCGGUAGUACAGAAGUACUGGAGGGAGAGGAAGUAGUGUGGGCGCGGCGGCAAACGGAAGGAAGAGGGAAAAACGAAAGAGGGAGGGAGUUGAGGUGGAGCGAAGGAAUGGAGUCCAGUCGGGUAAGAGGGUCAGGCAGAGUGGGGACUGGAGAGAUUUGGGGGAGAGAGAGAGAGAGAAAAGCAGAGCAAGGUAGGGAUGAAAAGCCGCCAGCCGAUAUCCACCAUGCAGAGGGAGGAACCCAGCAGGGUUGGUUGGUUGGUUCUGGAGCCGAAGUAGCGUGUGGCCCAGGGUCGGGGCACCGGACCGGCAACGGAAGGCUAGAGAAGGGGAUUUUCGGUUGUGGGGAAGGGGAGAGGGGAAGUCAGAAUGCAAUGACAAAGAAAGAAGAAGAAGAAGAGGGGAAGAAGGAGAGGAAAUGUAGAAAAGGAAGCAGAGGAAGCUCGUGA
Molecule: messenger RNA, 654 nt
Organism: Aspergillus niger
Lineage: Eukaryota; Fungi; Ascomycota; Eurotiomycetes; Eurotiales; Aspergillaceae
Exons: 5
Coding region: 1-654 (217 amino acids)
Source: RefSeq, a predicted model, not a curated record